Drosophila guanche is the source of this 936-nucleotide messenger RNA. RefSeq lists its product as uncharacterized. Lineage: Eukaryota; Metazoa; Arthropoda; Insecta; Diptera; Drosophilidae. The record is from RefSeq and is a predicted model, not a curated record. The transcript is spliced from 2 exons. The coding region runs from base 91 to 846 and encodes 251 amino acids.
UGACAUUCGUGUGAGGUUUUCGUUUUUCUUGACUUGAAAAUUAUUCAUUCGUGUAAAGUUUACGCUUUUUCGAACUACAAAAAUUUGAAAAUGAUGCGCGCUACUCUACUGGCCACCCAAAUGGGUGGGAUCAAUCGCGCCCUGUUCGCUGGCCGUCAGGUCAUGGCUACCGAUUACUCAACGCUGGUAAUGCUGCCCCUAAAGGGCUUUGAAGGCGCCCCAUUCCGUGGCUGCGUGCCGGUCUAUCGCUUGUGCAGCGGCGGCGGAGGUGAUGGCGACAAGAACAAGAAGCCGCCGACUGGCUUUGCCAUGCCCGCCAUUGGGACCGACUUAGAGGCUACAACCCCGCCAGGCGGGGCUUCCAAGUUGGGCGAAACUUUGACGCUGGAGGGCGUCAAGCCGAUCAUCGACGACGCCCAGGGAAAAGACAACGAGGAAAACCGUCUUUCCCGCUUGAAAAAUAUGAGCCAAGGUUAUGACGGAGCCAAGGAUAAAGGCAACGAGGAAGGGAAAGCCUACCAAAUGAAACUGAAGGGCAAAGCCGAAGAAAGUUCCGGCAAGUCGAAAAUUCCAGUGCCGGAGGCCAAACCCAUAAGCCGCGAGGGCAGCAUCGAGGAGGCAACUGAGCGUAUCAGCAAGCAAUUGGGAGAGCUGGUGGACAAGUUGCCCAACCAGCAGCAGACGGAGAAGUUUUUCUUUCGCACUGUGGCCUUUUUCUACGACCUCAGCUUCCUGGCUGUCACCUGGUCCAUCCACUUUGUGGAGAAGAACAUCUUCGCCAAUCCCACUGUGAAGGCGUACUGGAAGAAGUUCCAUGACAAGAUGGAAAAGUCCAAGAAAGACUAAAACUAAACCCCUCAAAUGGAGGAGCUUCUGUGAUGAUGUAUAUGCACUUAUAAUUUGAUUAUUAAAUAUACAUCAUUCUGAGAAUCUAAA